CUGUUACUUGUGCUAUUAGGCCGAAUUCAUCAAGCUAUGGUAACGUCCCUGAAUGAAGAUAAUGAAAGUGUAACUGUUGAGUGGAUUGAAAAUGGGGAUACUAAGGGCAAAGAGAUUGACUUGGAGAGCAUAUUUUCACUUAAUCCAGAUCUUGCACCUGAUGAAGAUAUUGAACCUAGCACAGAGACACAACCACUACCUGCUCCAUCAGCCAAAGUGAACAAAAUAGUUAAGGGUCGACGGACUGUGGCACCUGUUAAGAAUGACGCCCCUGCCAGAGAUAAUAGAGUGGCUGGUUCUGCACGUGCACGGCCCACUCAGCUUCCUGAACAGUCAUCUUCCUCACAACAGAAUGGUACUGUUUCAGAUAUAUCUCCAGUUCAAGCUGCAAAAAAGGAAUUUGGACCCCCUUCACGUAGAAAAUCUAAUUGUGUAAAAGAGGUUGAAAAAUUGCAAGAGAAACGUGAAAAAAGAAGGUUACAGCAGCAAGAACUUAGAGAAAAAAGAGCUCAGGAUGUUGAUGCUACAAACCCCAACUAUGAAAUUAUGUGUAUGAUAAGAGAUUUCAGGGGAAAUUUGGAUUAUAGACCACUGACAACUGCUGAUCCUAUUGAUGAACACAGGAUAUGUGUCUGUGUGCGAAAACGACCACUCAACAGAAAAGGUAUGACCUUUCAAGAUUUUGCAAAAUUCUUUCCCUGAAAAGCUUCCUCUGAU
This is a messenger RNA of Meleagris gallopavo (turkey), 717 nucleotides long. The record is from RefSeq and is a predicted model, not a curated record. NCBI's taxonomy places the organism in Eukaryota, Metazoa, Chordata, Aves, Galliformes, Phasianidae.